CAAUUUAGUUCUGUGGAAUGUGGAUGUACGCCAAACGGAAGUUGACGAUAGUUGUCACUUUGCUGUCAUCGCUCUUUUCGUCUUAAGUUUCUUUAAACGAAAGUUGUGUUUUUAUUGCCGUUCACGUUUCGUGUCAAAUUCAAAGGACUUAAAAAAUGCGUUACGUGGCUGCAUACAUGUUGGCUGUCCUCGGUGGACAAGAAAGCCCAAAGAAUGCCGAUAUCGAGAAAAUCCUCAGUUCGGUUGGUAUUGAAGUUGAUUCUGAGCGCCUUACCCGCGUCGUCAAGGAACUGAGCGGCAAGAGCAUCGAGCAAUUGAUCAAGGACGGUCGUGAGAAGCUCUCCUCAAUGCCAGUUGGUGGUGGCGCAGUUGCUGCUGCCGCUGCUCCAGCAGCUGCCGCCGCCGGUGCUGCUGAAGCCAAGAAGCCCGAAAAGGAGGAGAAGAAGGAAGAGUCUGAAUCCGAAGACGACGAUAUGGGCUUCGGUCUUUUCGAAUAAGUCUUCGAUUCCAACCGGAACUUGCGUGGAAAAACGAGAUAUUAGCAGAGGGCGACCAACACAACAAGCCAGGUCGUGAUGUAGUUACAAAAACAUCCGCAAACUACUACUGUACAAAUUUUCUAUUUCUGUGAAAUAAAGCAAGAAAAAAGUUUUACACGUAUAACUA
Eupeodes corollae is the source of this 666-nucleotide messenger RNA. It is a transcript of the gene RpLP2, whose product is annotated as 60S acidic ribosomal protein P2. Gene Ontology annotation, molecular function: structural constituent of ribosome. NCBI's taxonomy places the organism in Eukaryota, Metazoa, Arthropoda, Insecta, Diptera, Syrphidae. Gene Ontology annotation, cellular component: ribosome; cytosolic large ribosomal subunit. The transcript is spliced from 3 exons. Bases 156 to 497 code for a protein of 113 amino acids. Gene Ontology annotation, biological process: cytoplasmic translational elongation. The record is from RefSeq and is a predicted model, not a curated record.